This is a messenger RNA of Drosophila elegans, 2960 nucleotides long. It is a transcript of the gene Nxf3, whose product is annotated as nuclear RNA export factor 1. The record is from RefSeq and is a predicted model, not a curated record. Gene Ontology annotation, cellular component: nucleus. Gene Ontology annotation, biological process: poly(A)+ mRNA export from nucleus. The transcript has 2 exons. The coding region runs from base 947 to 2836 and encodes 629 amino acids. NCBI's taxonomy places the organism in Eukaryota, Metazoa, Arthropoda, Insecta, Diptera, Drosophilidae. Gene Ontology annotation, molecular function: protein binding; RNA binding.
CUUUCCACGCAUACCGAUGCACCCACCCCCACACUAUCACACACACAAACACACUCAUGCAGCAAUGUGCAUUUGCACUUUCUAAAACAAAUUUGGGUUAAACUGGCGGCUACGUUGACAAAGUUCGGGUCGCAUGUGGGCAGUAUUACUUGCCCAGUAAAAUAUACCGUUGACUUUCAAGUGGCCGUUUGCCAUAAUUGGCAGCAGCGCCAAUGUUAUUGUUACGGUAAUUAAUCAAGCCUUAAAGGCACACACACACUCACGCUCUCGUUUCAAACAGCUGUGCGUGGUAUGAAAAAAAACAGGCUAUGCUAAUAUGGCAAGAAUCUCGCAUAAUAUGCCGACAAUAUAUAAAUUCAGUUUACUUCCUGCCCAGGCAGCGAAAGUCAAUCAAGCAAUACGCAAAACACUUUAAAUACAACAAUUAUCGAAUCGCCGACGAGGAUCAAAAAUCGAUUCCGUGAUUUAAUGCGUGCAAAAUGCUGUCAUGCUGAGCUCUUUUUUAAUGAUUUUUCGAAAAGGAAUUGUUGUAACAACAGUAAGCGAAAUAAAUACAAAUCAAGCGAUGAUGAAUUUAUAUAUAAAACUAAUAUUUAUCACCAUAUUUUUCAUUUUAAGUUGGCGUUUUUUUGUUUUUAAAAGGGAAGACAAACUCAGAUCGAUAAAACUUAAAUACCCGCUUAAUAUUUUUGUUAUUGCUAAAUAGUUAAUAGGUUAGUGCAACAAUAAAUGGCCAAUAAAUAGAUUACCGUUGUCUAUGAAAUAUUAGUAUUUAAAAUAAAAACUCAUGACUAUAACUGGAAAAUCACCGAUGCUAAACGCACCCAGUGCUUUUGAACUAGCGGUGACAGUGCUGAAAAAAUCCACCUGCCAAAGCAUCCUGCUGCCGCUUACCAACACCGGAAGAACGAAUUUCUGUUUCUUAUAAUUGAGUGAAUCCACCGCGAUGCGUAUCCUGGGCAGCUCCAAAUCCUGUGCAGCGGGCAACCGACUGAGCGUGACCUUCAAGGCGCACCCCAAUUCCCAACCGCAACUGAACGAUCUGCGAAAGAACCUUAAUGACAAAAGCCGAUUUCGCGAGUAUGUGAAAAAUAUUAUCGGAAACGAGGAGCAAAUGGGCUCCGUGCUGGACACGAUCUCGUCCACACAAGAGGAGGAACGCCUGGCCACCGUCACUGGCUGGUCCACGGUGAACAUCGCGAACUGCGCAGGCGUGUCCAACUCUUCAAUUUAUCUGGCGCUCAAAUGGGUGCUGAUGCCCAUAAAGGUGGAGAUAUUCAAUUUCAAGCGCAGCGGACCGGAGGACAAGAUGGCACGUGGUCAGUUCCUGGUGGACAACCUGCUGAGUGCCAAUCGCCUGAAACGCCUGCAACAGGAAGUGGCCGUUCUCUACACUUGCCAAAAGAUUGAGGUGUCUGUCACACCGGGUCUGCCCAAAUCCGUCAUGAACGCGCAGAUACUCGAGGGAUUUUCGACUGCCGUGGAGACGGCUAUCAAAGCGAGCUAUGAGCUGGCCACCCGUACCCUAGAUCUCUCUCGAUUCCACGCUUGUCCGGAACUGGGCAAGAUCUUCUGUCCACUGCAUGUGGUCCAUCUGCUGCAGAGCGUGCUUGCUCUUUCGAGCCAGAUAUUUCCCCAAAUGGCAGGCAUCGUGCUAAGCAACAACUAUUUGUGCUCACUGAAGGCCUUUGCCGGAGUUUCGCAUAGUCUUGCCAACCUGGAGCGCUUGGAUAUAAGCGCAAAUCGAAUCAAGGAUUUGGGCGAACUGAACUACCUGGGAAAUUUGAAAUUGAAGACCCUGUUCGUGGCUGGAAACGGUCUGGCCAAGCUAAAGUUGGAAGACAUUCAAGAAGUGCUGCCACAGCUGCAGAAUGUCCAUGGCUGUGUGUACUCCGAGGAGAAGGAAGAGGUUAUUGCUAAUCUUCCUGUGUACCAACGACUUCAAGACGGUGGAACUAAGGGCAUGCAGCUCUGCAUUCACUUUAUUAGUUCCUUUUACAAUAGCUUUGACGAACCCGAAAAGCGCUCGCAACUUAAGGAUUACUAUCAUGAACAGGCCAUGUUUUCACUUAGCCUGCCCGUACAUUUGGAUCAUGUGUACGCCUACAAACUCUACAAUAGAAACCAAAGGCGCCAGCAAUCCUCCUUUGCGCACAAUGCCAAACUACAGGUUGGCAGCGCUUCACUGCUCCUCGCCCUUAGUCGCUUGCCCCUGUUGCAAACGGACCACCAGAACGCCAGUCUGGACAUACACGUGUUCAACGCGAAUUUGCGCAUCUUCACGCUGUCUGGAUACUUUAAGGAGAUCACCUCCGACGGCUGGGAACGCAGACACUUUCAGCGCACCUUUGUCCAACGUCUGAUUAACAGUCCAGGCUGGCUGAUAACCAACGACAUGCUGUGCAUAACUUCCAUUAAGUCCGAGCAAAAAGAACCCGUCAAAUUUCAACCGAAUACUGAUACGUCGGUAAAGAAACCCAUAUGCCGUCAACUAAUUACCGAUGAGUCGGUAACAAAAACCGUAGACCCAGUUAAGGUUAAGGGACUGGUCAUCAAAACAAAGCCUCAAAAAAAAGUGCCACCAGUUGUGCGCCAUUCAGUAGAGGUAGAUCCUCUAAACCAGGCUAUUCAGAAUAUUAGCUUGAUGGACGCCAAGAUGGACCUUCUUCCCGAUGAAAGUUUCGAUGAAAUGCCACCCCUAGUUGCCAUCGGUCCAUUAAAUACCAAUCAAGCCGAUUUAUUGGACCAGGCGAUCGAGGAUACUCUGAUGACUGAUGAGGAUGCCUUUGAUCUGGUCAUUGAUGAGGAUGUCCUUAUCGGAGACGAUGAUUUAUAAACAAUUAAACCCAAUAACCAAAUAGCACUAAGAAAUGAUGCACAAAUAGGUUAAGACAUUAUUAAUUAAUAAGUUUCUUGAGUAUGAAACUCCAAAUUCUAAUUUCUAUUCAACUUUUUCUUUA